Morus notabilis is the source of this 1095-nucleotide messenger RNA. Its product is annotated as homogentisate solanesyltransferase, chloroplastic. The transcript has 10 exons. Gene Ontology annotation, molecular function: transferase activity, transferring alkyl or aryl (other than methyl) groups. The record is from RefSeq and is a predicted model, not a curated record. NCBI's taxonomy places the organism in Eukaryota, Viridiplantae, Streptophyta, Magnoliopsida, Rosales, Moraceae. Gene Ontology annotation, cellular component: membrane. Bases 1 to 1095 code for a protein of 364 amino acids.
AUGGCCUUAGUCAGAUAUUUGAUGCCGAUUGAUAGCCGAGAAUUAUUGGUUAAGAGUUCUCGAGUAAAAGGCUGCAACCAUCUUGUGUUCAAUGGCUUGGCCUUGGUGUUUGUUAUUUACGUGCAUGAUCACGCAUGCGCUCAAGUUGAAUCUGAUGAUUCCAAUAUUCCGGUAUUUACCGAUGCUCAAUUUAAAUCAGCUAGUCCGAAUUCGGCAUUUGACAAAGUUUUACGUUUUGGAUCUGCUUCCUACAAAUUUACAAGGCCUUACGCACAGCAUGAAGCAAUUAUAUCCACCAUAUGUAUAUUUGCAAGAGUAUUAGUUGAGAACCCACAGGUGUUUAAAUGGUCUGUGCUGUUUAAGGCAUUUCCUGGCCUAAUUGCUGUAAUGCUUGCGUAUGCAUAUUACAAUGGCAUCAAUCAGAUAUAUGAUGUCGAUAUUGACAGGUUGAACAAACCAUAUUUGCCUAUACCAGCUGGGGAACUUUCACUACAACAAGCAUGGUUUUUAAUGAUAUUUGAUGUACUUGUUGGCCUGCUAAUUCUUCGAUUGAUGAACGCCGACCUAAUCACUACUUCUCUCUACUGUCUUGGUCUUAUACUAGGCACCUUUUAUUCUACUCCUCCCUUUAGAUUCAAGGAAUCUUCUGUUGCAACAGUAAUCGUGAUUCCUUUGAUCACCGGUAUCAUUCAGAAUAUAGGUGUAUUCUAUGCUGCCACCGCUUCUCUUGGACUUCCAUUUUGGAGCCCUUCAAUUGUUUUCAUCACUACCUUUGUUACGGUGUUUUUUGUGCCUAUUAGUCUCAUAAAAGAUCUCACAGACGUGGAAGGUGACCUGAAGCAUAACAUAUGGACAUUUACGGUGACAUAUGGACAUAAAAAUAUUGUAGCCGUUAGUACUGGAAUUCUAUUACUAAAUUAUAUUGGAGCUAUAGCAGCAGCUAUUUACAUGCCUCAGGCUUUCAAGCUUAAUUUAAUGUUGCCAGCUCAUUCAUUACCCGCCACAUGGUUACUUAUUCAGGAAGCAUGUGCAGAUUUCUUUCAAUUUCUCUGGAAGCUUUUAGGGUUAGAGUUUCUCUUAUUUCCUUUCAUGUAG